This is a messenger RNA of Toxotes jaculatrix (banded archerfish), 1134 nucleotides long. It is a transcript of the gene atp6v1c2, whose product is annotated as ATPase H+ transporting V1 subunit C2. The record is from RefSeq and is a predicted model, not a curated record. NCBI's taxonomy places the organism in Eukaryota, Metazoa, Chordata, Actinopteri, Toxotidae. Bases 1 to 1134 code for a protein of 377 amino acids. Gene Ontology annotation, molecular function: proton-transporting ATPase activity, rotational mechanism. Gene Ontology annotation, biological process: proton transmembrane transport. The transcript has 12 exons. Gene Ontology annotation, cellular component: vacuolar proton-transporting V-type ATPase, V1 domain; lysosomal membrane.
AUGACAGACUUGUGGUUGAUUUCUGUCCCACUGGACAAGACCAGUUUAACCAGUGUAGAGAAACUCAAGCGCACCAUUGCCAAAACCAACCUGGCCUCCUGCUGCAAGUUCUCCAUUCCAGAUCUCAAGGUGGGAAUCCUGGACAAUCUGCUCAGUACGUCAGAUGAUCUCUUCAAGCUCGACACGCUGACUGAAAGCGUGAUCAAAAAAACAUGUCAGUGUAUGAAGGAAGUGAUGGAGCACUCUACUGACAAAGUGCUGGAAAAUGCCUUAGCCAAUGGAGUGGACCUGAUGAGCUAUGUGACAAAGUUUCAGUGGGACAAAGCCAAGUAUCCCACAGCUCUGCCUCUCUCUAGCCUGGCAGACAUCAUCAACAAGGAAGUUUCUCAGGUGGAGACAGAAUUGAAAUCUCGGGCCGCGGCGUACAACAGUGUGAAAACAAGCUUGCAAAGCCUCGAGCACAAACUAGAUGGGAAUCUUCUAACUUGCUGUCUGAGUGACAUCGUGAGAAAAGAGGACCUGGUGGUCUCAGAGUACCUCACCACUCUACUGGUGGUGGUGUCCAGGGGCAGCUACCUGCAGUGGGAGAGGACCUAUGAAUCUUUGUCAGAGUUUGUGGUUCCUCGGUCCAGCAGGAAGCUGCACGAGGACGGAGAGGGGGGAGUUUUCUCAGUUACACUUUUCAAAAGAGCUGUGUGUGAAUUCAAAGCCAAAGCCCAGGAGAGCAAGUUCACUGUGCGUGAGUACAGCUUUGAUCUGGAGGAGAAGAGGCAGCAGGAGAUGAAGCAGCUUAGUGUUCACAAGAAGGAACAAUAUGGGAUCUUUGUGCGUUGGCUGAAGGUUAAUUUCAGUCAGGUGUUCAUUGCCUGGAUUCACUUGAAAGCACUGAGGGUGUUUGUGGAAUCGGUCCUCAGGUAUGGAUUACCUGUGAACUAUCAGGCUCUCCUGCUGCAGACUGACAGUAAGCGCUCGAAGAAACUCAGAGAAGAACUUGCCUCACUGUUCAUGCAUCUGGACCCCACUGCCACUGCCAGCAAGACAGAUGUAAGCUGUGACAUCCCAGGACUCUGUCAGCAGGAGUACUUCUCCUACAUCUGCUUCCACAUCAACACCAACGUGCUGGAGAUCAGCUAG